AUGUCCUCUGGCGGGACACACAAUGGACUUGAUGGUACUGAAUCCGAUUUCAUUCUAAAAGUCAUGGACACUGGGAAAGGAAUUUCUCCCGACUUCCUCCGGCGUGGAAUUUAUACUCCGUUCCAGCAAGAAGACUCGUUUUCCCCUGGGGCCGGCCUUGGCCUCAGCAUCGUCAGACAAAUUGUGGAAGGAAUGAAGGGCGACAUUGAUGUGCAAAGCCAAACCAAAGUCGGCACUGACGUAACUCGUAUGUCUCCUGAGCCCAUGGCCAAAUGGCUUACCAGACGGUUUACUAUUCUACGGGGUACAACGAAAAAGCCUAAGGAUGAACUGGAAGUGAACGCUGAGCCCAAUGUUCAUCCUUUGGGCGAAUCUACCACUCUUCGAGUACUCGUGGUGGAUGACAAUGAUAUUAACCUUACGUUGAUGACUGCUUUCAUGAAGAAACACAACUUCGCUUACCAAAAAGCGACUAACGGCCUUCAAGCAGUGGAAAGUUACGAAGCAGCCAACGGAGAAUUCGACUAUGUCCCGAUGGGUAAAUGCCAACAGGACUUUCCCGAAAUCAGUUUCACUGAAUACACAGAUCUUACAAUGCCAAUCAUGGAUGGCACGACCGCAACAAGGCAGAUCCGGCGUUACGAGCAGCGCGAAGGCAAAGAACCAACGACUGUGAUUGCAUUGACGGUGCUCGCCCUGGAUAGCGCGCGCGAUGAAGCCUUGAACAGCGGCGUCGAUUACUUUCUCACCAAGCCCAUCGACUUUCGCAAUUUGUACCUGAUGCUUCAAAAGGGACAACGUAAAAGCUGAAUGCCACGCUUGGUUCGAUUGU
Aplosporella prunicola CBS 121167 is the source of this 832-nucleotide messenger RNA. RefSeq lists its product as uncharacterized. NCBI's taxonomy places the organism in Eukaryota, Fungi, Ascomycota, Dothideomycetes, Botryosphaeriales, Aplosporellaceae. Bases 1 to 810 code for a protein of 269 amino acids. The transcript has 4 exons. The record is from RefSeq and is a predicted model, not a curated record. Gene Ontology annotation, biological process: phosphorelay signal transduction system; protein autophosphorylation. Gene Ontology annotation, molecular function: phosphorelay sensor kinase activity; histidine phosphotransfer kinase activity.